AAUAGUUUCAAAAAAAAAAAAAAAAAGAGUUUGUUUCAUUCGUUCCCGAUUCUCUCUCGCUUUCAGGUGGACGGAAGAGAGAGAAAACUCUGGAAGUUACAGAGAGAGAGAGAGAGAGAGAGAGAACAGGGGAGUUUCACGUUAAUGGCGGCUUCCAACGGGAGCGAGUACUUCGAGUUUGAGAUAGAGACCGGAAACGAGACGUUCGCGAGGCCGUCGAACGCCGAGUCCGUGGCGGCCGACGAAGAGGAGCUUCUAUGGGCGGCCAUCGCCAGAUUGCCUUCUCAGAAGCGUUCGCACGUCGCCUUGUUGAGAAAGACGCCUUCGGGGAAAGGAGGCGCAGAGGCGAUCGACGUCAGGAAGCUAGAUCGCCAUGGACGAGAGCUUCUUGUGAAGAAAGCUUUGGCGACCAGUGAUCAAGAUAAUUACAAGCUUCUUUCCGCCAUUAAAGAACGCCUUGAUCGUGUCGGAUUAGAAGUGCCAAAUGUCGAAGUACGCUUCGAGGACUUGAAUGUUGCGGCGGAUGUUCAUACUGGUUCAAGAGCUUUGCCUACUCUUAUUAAUUAUACACGUGAUGUUCUUGAGAAUGUCCUUACUAGUUUGAGGAUAUUUCGACCAAAAAGGCAUUCUUUGACCAUUUUGAACAACAUCAGCGGCGUUGUGAAACCUGGAAGGAUGACCUUGCUAUUAGGUCCUCCAGGCUCGGGAAAAUCCACUUUGCUUUUAGCUCUUGCUGGCAAACUUGAAAGCAAUUUAAAGAAAACUGGAAAAAUCACUUACAACGGCCAUACACUUGAUGAAUUUUGUGUUCAAAGGACUUCUGCCUAUAUCAGCCAAACAGACAAUCAUAUUGCAGAACUGACCGUGCGAGAGACCUUGGACUUUGCAGCUAGGUGUCAAGGUGCAAGUGAAGGAUUUGCAGCAUACAUGAAAGAUCUUGCCGAGUUAGAGAAGGAGCGGAAAAUUCGACCAAGUCCAGAGAUUGAUGCAUUUAUGAAGGCAUCAUCUGUUGGUGGUAAAAAGCAUAGCGUAUCAACAGAUUAUUUGCUGAAAGUUCUAGGACUCGACAUAUGUUCAGAGACGGUUGUUGGCAGCGACAUGCAUAGAGGGAUAUCAGGUGGACAAAGAAAAAGAGUUACUACAGGAGAAAUGGUUGUGGGCCCGAGGAAAACUCUAUUUAUGGAUGAAAUAUCCACCGGGCUUGAUAGUUCUACUACAUUUCAAAUUGUGAAAUGCAUUGGGAACUUUGUACAUCAAAUGGAAGCAACUGUACUGCUGGCUCUACUUCAGCCUGCACCUGAGACAUUUGAGUUGUUUGAUGAUCUUGUGCUCUUAUCAGAAGGAUAUGUGGUGUACCAAGGUCCUAGAGAAGAUGUGUUAGAGUUCUUUGAGUCAUUAGGUUUUAGAUUACCACCACGAAAGGGUGUUGCAGAUUUUCUCCAAGAGGUGACAUCUAAGAGGGAUCAAGCUCAGUACUGGGCAGAUCCUUCAAAACCAUACGUGUAUCUUUCUGUUCCAGAAAUUGCUAAAGCCUUUAAAAAUUCCAAAUUUGGAAGGUCUUUGGAUUUCACUCUUUCUGUUCCAUAUGACAAAUCUAAAAGCCAUCCUUCGGCUUUAUCAAAAUCAAAAUAUGCUGUUUCAAAAUGGGAACUGUUCAAAGCAUGCUUUGCAAGAGAAGUACUCUUGAUCAGCAGACAUCGUUUUCUUUACUGUUUUAGGACAUGCCAGGUAGCAUUUGUUGGAUUCGUUACAUGCACCAUGUUUCUUCGAACGAGAUUACACCCCGUAGAUGAGAUAGAGGGCAACCUUUAUCUUUCGUGCUUGUUCUUCGGUCUGGUGCACAUGAUGUUUAAUGGAUUUUCCGAGCUGCCUCUUAUGAUAUCUCGGCUCCCAGUUUUUUACAAGCAAAGGGAUAAUUUGUUUCAUCCUGCAUGGGCGUGGUCCUUUUGUAGUUGGCUUUUGCGUGUUCCUUACUCCAUUAUCGAAUCUGUUGUCUGGUCUUGCGUCGUCUACUACACUGUUGGUUUCGCCCCUGGUGCUGGGAGAUUUUUCCGUUUUAUGCUUUUGCUCUUUGCCGUGCACCAAAUGGCAUUGAGUCUGUUCCGGAUGAUGGCAUCUCUUGCACGAGAUAUGGUUAUCGCCAAUACAUUCGGCUCAGCUGCACUGCUGAUUAUUUUCUUGUUGGGUGGAUUCAUUAUUCCCAAAGCAAUGAUUAAGCCAUGGUGGGUUUGGGGCUUUUGGGUGUCACCACUAUCAUAUGGACAACGUGCAAUUUCCGUCAAUGAAUUUACGGCCACUAGAUGGAUGGAGAGAUCGGCUCUUGGGAACAACUCAGUGGGGUACAAUAUUCUGCAUUCACAUAACAUACCGAGUGGAGAUUAUUGGUAUUGGCUUGGAGUUGGAGCUCUAUUCCUUUAUGCUUUGCUUUUCAACAACAUUGUGACUUUGGCCUUGGCCUACCUCAAUCCCCUGUGGAAAGCCCGGACAGUGAUUCCAACUGAACAAACGGAAGAUAGUCUAGCAGAAGUGUGCUGCAACACCAACGAAUUAAAAACAUCUGCGGUAGUUGACACAAAGAAGGGAAUGAUUCUUCCAUUUAAACCUUUAACAAUGACUUUUCAUAAUCUCAAUUACUUCGUUGAUAUGCCAAAGGAAAUGAGAUCGAAAGGCAUACCAGAAAAUAGGUUGCAACUCUUGUCAAAUGUAAGUGGGGUAUUCUCACCAGGUGUCCUCACUGCUUUAGUUGGGUCAAGUGGAGCUGGUAAGACUACCUUGAUGGACGUUUUAGCUGGGAGGAAAACUGGUGGCUACAUAGAAGGGGUUAUUAAAAUUUCUGGUUACCCCAAAGAGCAACGCACUUUUGCAAGGAUAUCAGGAUACGUUGAGCAAAAUGACAUACACUCUCCUCAAGUGACAGUUGAGGAGUCUCUCUGGUUUUCUUCGUCUCUUCGCCUUCCAAAGGAAGUUAGCCAAGAGAAAAGACGUGAAUUUGUUGAAGAAGUAAUGAGAUUAGUGGAGCUUGAUACUCUAAGGCAUGCUCUGGUUGGUUUACCUGGAAGUUCAGGGUUAUCAACAGAGCAAAGAAAGCGUUUAACCAUUGCAGUGGAGCUUGUGGCAAAUCCUUCAAUUAUUUUUAUGGAUGAACCUACAUCUGGACUUGAUGCGAGAGCAGCAGCCAUUGUGAUGAGGACCGUACGUAAUACUGUUGACACGGGAAGAACCGUAGUUUGUACAAUACAUCAACCGAGUAUUGAAAUAUUUGAGGCAUUUGAUGAGCUUCUUCUAAUGAAACGAGGGGGUCGACUUAUAUAUGGAGGAAAGCUUGGUCUACACUCGCAGACAAUGAUAGACUAUUUUCAGGAAAUCAAUGGAAUCCCUCUAAUUGCUAGUGGGUAUAAUCCAGCAACUUGGAUGCUUGAAGUUACCACACCUGCUGCUGAAGAGAAAAUUGGCAAAGACUUUGCAAAUAUGUACAGAAAUUCUGAGCAAUUCAAGGAGGUAGAAGCUUCUAUUAUCCGUUUUAGUACUCCAGCUCCUGACUCAGAACCACUCAAAUUUGCUUCCACUUAUUCACAAGACAAGCUGUCUCAGUUUUUGACCUGCUUAUGGAAACAAAAUCUCGUAUAUUGGAGAAGUCCACAAUACAAUGCCAUGAGGUUAUUUUUCACUACAGUGAGCGCAUUGAUAUUAGGCUCAGUGUUUUGGAAUGUUGGUUCUAAAAGGGACUCAACUCAAGAUCUGUUGAUGGUUAUGGGAGCUCUUUAUGCGGCCACAUUGUUUCUCGGGGUCAACAAUGCUUCUUCAGUACAGCCAAUUGUUUCCAUUGAGAGGACAGUAUUCUAUCGAGAGAAAGCAGCUGGAAUGUACUCUCCAUUGGCAUAUGCAGUAGCCCAGGGCCUUGUGGAGAUUCCAUACGUUGCUGUGCAGACCAUAAUUUAUGGUGUCAUCACGUAUUUCAUGGUUAAUUUUGAAAGGACAAUUGGGAAAUUCUUACUCUACAUAUUGUUCAUGUUCCUCACUUUCACCUACUUUACCUUUUAUGGCAUGAUGGCUGUUGGCCUCACACCGUCUCAGCACUUAGCAGCAGUCAUCUCUUCUGCAUUUUACUCCUUGUGGAAUCUCCUCUCAGGUUUCCUUGUCCCAAAACCAAAUAUCCCUGGAUGGUGGAUUUGGUUCUACUACAUCUGUCCUGUUGCGUGGACACUUCGAGGGAUUAUCAGUUCUCAGCUUGGUGACGUGGAAACCAAGAUUGUAGGACCAGGAUUUGAGGGCUCUGUGAAAGAGUAUUUGGAGGUCAAUCUUGGCUUUUCUCCGGGGAUGAUUGUAGUUUCAGCGGUAGUCCUUCUUGGCUUCAACAUUCUAUUCUUCAUUGUGUUUGCUCUCUCGGUCAAGAUCCUUAACUUUCAGAAGAGAUGAACCAUGCUCGGUUUCUCAACAUCAGAAAUGGUCUUCCCUGUAUUCUACAAUUUGAAGAAACAGUGAGACACAGACAAGUGAGUGCUUUUGCUCAUGGCCUUCUCUGGAGACAAAAUCUCAUUCGAGAAUGAAUCUCGAAGUGGCAGGAGCUCUUCAACUAUGCUAUAGACCACUCCAAUCUAUAUACGUCAUUUACUAUGUCACAGCCUAGUUUAAACCAUGUAGUAGACGUUUG
Molecule: messenger RNA, 4651 nt
Organism: Morus notabilis
Lineage: Eukaryota; Viridiplantae; Streptophyta; Magnoliopsida; Rosales; Moraceae
Product: ABC transporter G family member 31
Exons: 24
Coding region: 145-4416 (1423 amino acids)
Cellular component (GO): membrane
Molecular function (GO): ATP hydrolysis activity; ABC-type transporter activity; ATP binding
Source: RefSeq, a predicted model, not a curated record